AUGCACGUUAUACGACGCUUAUUACUCCGGCAACGGCCCCAACCAUCGCACCUCGUCAUCCCCUUGCUUCACUCAACAUUCAUUUCAACAUGGCCAUCACUAAGACAGGGCAAAAAGGUACGCCCCGAACUACUCUACCCUGAUCCUCCAACAACACACCACCGCGAUCUCGCAUCCUUUCUCGCGUAUGCGGAACGCACCGGUCUCGACGUUGCAUCAACAGUCUACGUCGGAACCCGUUACGAGUACGUAGUAUCUUCAACCCUCUCGCAAUACGGCAUCCAGGCCAUCCGGGUAGGCGGAGCCUCGGACAAUGGCAUCGACCUCCUCGGUACAUGGAACGUACCCUCUCAGAAUCAACCUAUAAAGGUCAUUGUGCAAUGCAAGGGAGGCGCCCAGCGUGCCGGUCCCUCGCUAGUCCGGGAGCUGGAGGGCUCCUUUAUCGGCGCUCCUGUCGGGUGGCGCGGUAGCGGCGUCGUUGCGCUCCUAGCCAGCGAGAAGACGGCGAGCAAGGGCGUUCGAGAGGCUUUGGGCCGGAGCCGCUGGCCGAUGGGCUUUGUCUCGUGUUCCAGUGACGGGACUGUACGGCAGAUGCUCUGGAACCAGCGGGCGGAGGAGGAGGGGCUGAGAGGACUAGGGGUUACCAUGCGCCAUGCUGAGGCUGGAAACGGCGAGUCGCAGAUCGUCUUGACGUAUAACGGCAAGCGAGUCCGCAGUGUUUCCAAGACGGAGGUGCUGGGUGUUUGA
Molecule: messenger RNA, 747 nt
Organism: Colletotrichum graminicola M1.001
Lineage: Eukaryota; Fungi; Ascomycota; Sordariomycetes; Glomerellales; Glomerellaceae
Exons: 1
Coding region: 1-747 (248 amino acids)
Cellular component (GO): mitochondrion
Source: RefSeq, a predicted model, not a curated record